AUGGUUAUCCAUAAGAUUCAAGGUUCAACAAAGGAAAGAGACUUGCUGCCAAUGUACAUGGAAUUCAAAGUGAGAAUGGCAUUGAAGAAUUUUCAUGCUGGAAAUGGAGGAAAUGAACUGAAAGCAGGAGCUGUGAACUUUGCAGGUAUUUCAGCUUGCUCAACUUCCUUUGAUUCUGGUACUAACUCAUAUGAGUGUUUUAGAUCAAUUGUUGAUUCGUGGAUACUUGAUUCUGGGGCAUCAAAUCACAUGACCUAUAACAAAUCCAUGUUGACCAAUGUGAAAACUCUAGUAUACCCUCUCUUAGUUACACUGCCUAAUGGUUAUAAGGUGAAGUCCCCUUCACUGAAGAGGCCUCUGGCAACUGGUAAAGGUAAAGAUGGUAUGUACCUUUACACCUCAGAUUCCUGCAAGUCUAAUUCCUUGGUUAAUGCCAAUUCAUCUAAUAAAGGUGAUGCAAUCACUAAAUCUGUUUCAGAUGUUCCAUCUAGCCUAACUAGUAGUAAUAAUAUUGUCUCACACUCUGUUUCACAUGUUGUACCUAGUUCACACAACUCUGUUUCACACACUUCUUCUCACGAAUGCAAUAAAGUUGUCACAAAUUCUCAUAUGCAAUGUAAAGGAAAUGCCAAUUCUACAUACAAUGCACCUAUAGUAUUUCCCUCAUUUCCACGAGUAAAUUCAGAUUUGGCACAAGACAUGUUUCCUCCUCACGAGUCAGUAUCUCUUCCUAGUUCACCUAGUCCAUAUCUUCCAGCUAUGUCACCUGACUCCUCAUCAUCACCAGGGCUGAGUGAAUCUAAUUCUCAUACAACUUCAAACUUUGAAGAAUAUUCUACCUUGUUUGACAACAAUCAGCAUGAGACAUCUACCAAUAAUACUCCCAACUUAAUGAUUCAACAACCUAAUAAAACAUCAGGAAGACCCUCCAGAACUCUCAAAGUCCCUACCUAUUUGAAAGAUUAUAACUACUCAUUCCCCAAGUUACAGACAAGCCACCUUAACUCUCCUUCCAGCAGCAACCAAAGCACUACCUCACUUUCUUUUAAUGUAUCUAUACCUAAUGCCCAAUGUGUUUCACUCAAUGCUUUGAGUUCUGAUAGUCAGCAAUUGAUUAAAAACAUUUUACAUGGGACUGAGCCCUGUUCAUAUGAAGAGGCAGCUGCUGAUCCUGCAUGGCAAACAGCUAUGAAUCAGGAAUUUGAAGCACUUUAUGCCAACCAUACUUGGAGUUUAGUGCCAUUUCCAGUUGGAAAAAGAACAAUAGGUUGUAAAUGGGUAUAUAAGGUGAAGUACAAAGUAGAUGGGAGCAUAGAAAGAUUUAAAGCAAGGCUAGUAGUAAAGGGAUACACUCAGCAGGCAGGGAUAGACUAUACAGAAACUUUUUCACCAGUAGUAAAGAUGACAACUGUUUGA
Nicotiana tabacum (common tobacco) is the source of this 1416-nucleotide messenger RNA. NCBI's taxonomy places the organism in Eukaryota, Viridiplantae, Streptophyta, Magnoliopsida, Solanales, Solanaceae. The record is from RefSeq and is a predicted model, not a curated record.